AUGGGUAGCCCGUCAUCACAGAUGCUUUUGUCUUUUGGGCGAACUGCCCCAGGAAUCACUUUCAGACGACAAACAGUACGGUUGUUGUGCUCUUCCUCCGUCGAACCAAGCCAUUCGUCGGCGGAUCCGUCGCCUACGCAAUUAUUACGAUGUCUUCUCACGAGUUCGAAUCAACACAACAGCGAAGCGCAUCUUCAUUCGGCUCGUCGGAAGGAGAUUCUGAGCUUGAUUGAUUCUCAAUGGGUCUCAGGGAGUCCACACCCCGCAUUGUGGGAUUCUCUUAAAGGCGUCCAUCCCACGAACCGCAAAGAGGAAGCGAUGAGACUUUACUCAGUCAAUAAUCUAUCAACCCUGCGAGAAAUCUCCGAGAGAUUACUGGUGGAUGAUUAUGGUGCCAAGCUGUUCCACAAACACCUUGAAGCUUCUAAAGUCAUGCAACGUUGCGAGGAGCAUAGCUCAUACUCAGAGCUUGUCUCCUUUUUCAGCGACGUCCAUGUCCGUCUAGCCCGUCUUGAACUUCCUCAACUAAGAACCACGCUGGGCCUCAAGUACGCAGCUCUUGAUCUGGCCAUGCCAGCUUUCCAAGAAUUUCUUCGUAUUCGCCAGAGUCUGAAUGGGCCUCCAUUAAAAUUUCCCAGCAGUGCUUCUGUCAUUCAUGCCCUACACGAGUCAACUGAGUCAGUACUGUUCGCCAGGCCUGACUAUGACACAGCGUUCAUCCUUUCAACACUCACUUCAGAAGGAGAUUACAGCCUUUCUAAGGGAAUAAAUUUCCACGAGAUUCUACAUGCGUCACCUGAUGGUGACUGGAGCACUUGGUCAGCGUACCUUUGUUUACUUGCCAAACUCCACAGCCGGGAUGCGUUGUGCAGCUCUUGGAGACAAUACUUGUCUAUAUACACGAAAGAUAGUGAAAAUUCGUGCCAUCACGCAUAUGACUUAAUCGUCGCGUUGGUAAGAGCUAGGCGCUCUGAGGAAGCCGCACUCUUUCUGGAGCAAAUUGCCCAGAGGAGUGAGGACAACCUGCCCUUUUUCUCCACGUUUGCAGAUGUCCAGGUUCUUCUUGGCGACCCUAUCGUCAGUGAGGCGAUCCCUGACCUGAUCCAAGGCCGCGAAUACGAGGGGCUUCUGGAAACUUAUCUUGAGGAUGUGGAGUCGCGACUCGGAAUCACAUGGAAGCACGUCGAGCAGCAAAGCGAGGUUAAAGUCCACGUUAGUGUCGCGCCUGACUCACCUUGGACAGUCUUCCGAGACCAACCCCUUUUCACUAUCGAUGGCGAAAGUGCCGGGUAUGAACAUUGGGCUCGAAUUUGGUCUGUUAUCCAGAGCCUCGGUUGUUCCAAGUCUUUGAAUGACCUUGAAAAGAUCGUCGACGUGCUGAAUGAACAAGACGGCUGUCCCCAGCAGGUUGUCGUCCAGCCUUCCAGUUCGACAAUGCACAAUACGUUGAAACCCAUCCCCGCAUCCACUGAGUUUCAGUGGAAUCCUGAGCAGGCGCCUCUGGAGAUCUCGGAAAGGCCAUUUCCAAGCUUCUCAGAUCGACCACCGGCAUCCACUCCCGCCCUAUUUGGUCUUCUGCGUGCUCGCGCGGUGGUCAAAGGUGUGCCUCAAGAUAACAACAAGUGCCUUCAUCUACUGCAAUUGGGGAGCUUGUAUAUGCGUGCCGACCAGCAAAGCCCUUGGCAGCAGUCAGGAUACAUCGUUGCUUGGGAUCGACAACUUGGCGGCAUGAUCGCCUUGUAUGUGGGGCGAGCGUUUGGAGUCGUCGAUCGGGGCCAGACGCCAUUGAGCGCACCCUUGGGAUCGAUCCUGCAUAUCGAGCCGGCGCAUGCACCGAGUCGCAAGCAACGUUGUUCUGGACGGCAGUCACGGAUUUCCGACUAUGCUAGUUCGUAUUACUUGGACCUGGAUUCCAGUCCCAAUCUGGAAUAUCAGAAAAAGAUGUAG
Messenger RNA from Penicillium oxalicum, 1947 nucleotides. RefSeq lists its product as uncharacterized. The transcript has a single exon. Lineage: Eukaryota; Fungi; Ascomycota; Eurotiomycetes; Eurotiales; Aspergillaceae. Bases 1 to 1947 code for a protein of 648 amino acids. The record is from RefSeq and is a predicted model, not a curated record.